AAAAAUGUAGAAUCCAAGUGAAAAAGAAAUCAGAGCGAGAGAGAAGAAGAAGACGGUUCUAGGUCUUGUUUGCUUUCCCCUCCUGCUAUCGACCAAGCGAACAAUCUCCAGCCACCCACCGAUGAAGCGAUCAAUCAACGAAGUCGUCGGAUCUACUUCCGUCAAUACUCUCGAUUCCUCCGUUGGUAAGAAGCCUGUCUUCCUCACCAAAGCUCAGCGCGAAGAACUAGCCCUAAAACGCCGUCAGGAUCAAAUCUCCGAGCAACGUGUCCGCCGCGAACAGCUUGGUCGCCCCGAGCCCGAGACUGAAGAUGUCUCCAAUGGGGAUACCAAUCGGGAUAAGGAUCGAGAUAGAGAUCGGGACCGAGACCGAGAACGUGACCGCGACAGGGAGAGAGAUAGAGGGCGAGAUCGAGACCGCGAUAGGGAUAGAGAUAGAGAUAGAGAGCGAGAGAGAGACCGUGAGCGUGACCGUCGUGAACGAGAUCGUGAACCGGAUCGGAGAAAUAGAGAGAGGGAGAGGGAAGAGGAGGUUAAGGCUAGGGAGAAGGCGCGGGUUGAGAAAUUAGUUGAGAGAGAGAGGGAGAAGGAACUUGACGCCAUUAAAGAGCAGUAUCUUGGAGGUAAGAAGCCGAAGAAGAGAGUCAUUAGGCCCAGCGAGAAGUUUCGUUUCUCUUUCGAUUGGGAAAACACUGAGGAUACUUCUAGGGAUAUGAACGUUCUUUACCAAAACCCUCAUGAAGCUCAGCUUCUGUUUGGGAGAGGGUUUCGUGCUGGUAUGGACCGUCGUGAGCAGAAGAAACAAGCGGCCAAGCAUGAGAAAGAGAUGCGAGACGAGAUUCGUAAGAAAGAUGGUAUUGUUGAGAGACCAGAGGAAGCGGCUGCUCAGAGAGUUCGAGAAGAAGCUGCUGAUACUUAUGACUCGUUUGAUAUGAGGGUUGAUAGGCAUUGGAGCGAUAAGAGAUUAGAGGAGAUGACUGAAAGGGAUUGGCGUAUUUUCAGAGAAGAUUUCAAUAUCUCUUACAAGGGUUCGAGGAUUCCUCGUCCAAUGAGGAGCUGGGAAGAGAGCAAGCUUACUUCUGAGCUUUUGAAAGCUGUGGAGAGAGCUGGAUACAAGAAACCUUCUCCUAUUCAAAUGGCUGCUAUACCUCUUGGACUGCAACAGCGUGAUGUUAUCGGCAUUGCAGAGACUGGUUCUGGUAAGACUGCUGCUUUUGUUUUGCCUAUGUUAGCUUACAUCUCUAGAUUGCCACCGAUGAGCGAAGAGAAUGAGACUGAAGGACCUUAUGCUGUUGUUAUGGCCCCUACUAGGGAGCUUGCUCAGCAGAUUGAGGAGGAAACUGUUAAGUUUGCGCAUUAUCUAGGGUUUAGGGUGACUUCUAUUGUAGGUGGUCAGUCAAUUGAGGAACAGGGGUUGAAGAUAACACAAGGGUGUGAGAUUGUGAUUGCUACUCCAGGUCGUCUGAUUGAUUGCCUUGAGAGGCGGUAUGCGGUGUUGAACCAGUGUAACUACGUGGUUCUUGAUGAGGCAGAUCGGAUGAUAGACAUGGGUUUCGAGCCACAGGUUGCAGGUGUGUUAGAUGCGAUGCCUUCAAGUAAUUUGAAACCUGAGAACGAAGAAGAAGAGCUUGAUGAAAAGAAGAUUUACAGAACCACAUAUAUGUUUAGUGCUACAAUGCCUCCUGGGGUAGAGCGGCUAGCUAGGAAGUACUUGAGGAACCCGGUUGUUGUCACCAUUGGUACUGCAGGAAAGACCACGGAUUUGAUUUCGCAACACGUUAUUAUGAUGAAAGAAUCAGAGAAAUUCUUCAGAUUGCAGAAACUGCUCGAUGAGCUCGGCGAUAAAACUGCCAUUGUGUUUGUUAACACAAAGAAAAAUUGUGACUCUAUUGCUAAGAAUCUUGAUAAGGCAGGGUACCGUGUCACGACCUUACACGGUGGGAAAUCGCAAGAGCAGAGAGAGAUCAGCUUAGAAGGAUUCAGAGCAAAGAGAUACAACGUUCUUGUUGCAACAGAUGUUGUAGGACGUGGAAUCGAUAUUCCAGAUGUGGCUCACGUCAUAAACUACGACAUGCCUAAACAUAUAGAGAUGUACACACAUCGUAUCGGACGUACAGGACGUGCUGGGAAAAGUGGUGUCGCGACUUCGUUCUUGACUCUUCAUGAUACAGAAGUCUUCUAUGAUCUGAAGCAGAUGCUUGUUCAGAGCAACAGUGCGGUGCCUCCUGAGUUGGCGAGACAUGAAGCGUCCAGAUUCAAACCAGGUACGGUUCCUGAUAGACCCCCAAGACAUAGUGACACUGUUUAUAUAAAUUGAGUCGAUAGGCUCUUUUGGGAUUGAUCUCAUGCGUGUGUUUAGGCGCAUGUUUCAUCUUUAUGAUUCGUAGUUUGAUAGUGAACGAAGCAGUAGCAAGUGGGAUAGUUGAAACUUGAGUACCUUUUUAAAACUAUUAAGUACUGGUUUUUGUUCAAGAUAAGUAGCUUUGAUUCUCUGCCUAAUUUUUCACAUAUAUUUAUCCUCUUUGUGUUUAAAAUUGAAAA
Messenger RNA from Arabidopsis lyrata subsp. lyrata, 2541 nucleotides. Its product is annotated as DEAD-box ATP-dependent RNA helicase 21. Gene Ontology annotation, cellular component: catalytic step 2 spliceosome. Gene Ontology annotation, biological process: mRNA splicing, via spliceosome. Bases 122 to 2317 code for a protein of 731 amino acids. The record is from RefSeq and is a predicted model, not a curated record. Lineage: Eukaryota; Viridiplantae; Streptophyta; Magnoliopsida; Brassicales; Brassicaceae. The transcript has a single exon. Gene Ontology annotation, molecular function: RNA helicase activity; ATP binding; RNA binding.